Messenger RNA from Punica granatum (pomegranate), 1417 nucleotides. NCBI's taxonomy places the organism in Eukaryota, Viridiplantae, Streptophyta, Magnoliopsida, Myrtales, Lythraceae. The record is from RefSeq and is a predicted model, not a curated record.
GUUCGUUGACUUGCAGCUUCCAAUGAUAAGCAGAGUAAAUUACAGAGGGGUUGACCUUCAGUGUGCCUUCUUCUUCCUCGUCCUGCCAUCUCCUUGUUCCUUCCCCAGCAAGCAAGCCUUCGCACCCGACCUUGGAAUCGAGUAACGGUCCUCUCCCUUCUAGGAUAUCGAUAUGGGACAGAAAAUCUCAUUCGAAAGGAAAUUCCAGGGACAAGGGAGCUACUCACGGCUCAGUGGAGGUGAGCAUGAGCGUGAGCCCGAGCCCCCCAAACAGUCCACAAAGCGCGAACUUGGUAAGCUCGUGUUCAUGCAGGACUGUGGUUAUGACUUCGACGUGGAGGACAUGUUAAGGGCAUCAGCACAGGUUCUUGGCAAAGGCUCUUUUGGGACAUCAUAUAAGGCGGACCUGGAGGAUGGGCCCACCGUAGCUGUCAAAAGGAUGAAAAUGGCAAAUACUGCUAUAACCGAGUUCGAGGAACUGGCGAAAAAGAUCUCAAGUCUUAGGCACGAGAAUGUAGCUACCCUGAGGGCGUACUACUGUGACAAGGACGAGCGGAUUCUUAUUUAUGAUUACUAUGAUCUAGGAAGCAUGUCAUCUCUUUUACACGGUAAAAAAGGGAAGGUUGUGGCCCCUAUGACUUGGGAGGAUCGGCUUAACAUGGCCAUCGGAGCAGCAAGAGGCAUUGAUUACAUCCACAAGCAAGAAGGUGGGAAACUCUUCCAUGGGAACUUAAAGCCCUCAAACAUCUUUUUAAGCUCUCAAGGAUACGGGAUUGUGUCGGACAUCCUCUUCCCGUCUCUGAUGAACCAUGUUCAGCAGCAACCAAGCACCAAAUAUGAGGCCCCCGAAGUUGUAGUGAGUAGGCGGUUCCAGCAGUCGGAGUUUACAGCUUCGGGGUACUUCUGCUGGAGCUUCUUGUUAGGAAAUUUGAGCCCGCCCCGAGUGAUGGGGAGGUCAGAGACUUCGUUCAAUGGGGGCAGGUAGUGAGUAGAGAGGUGGAUAGCGGAGAAGUCUUUGAUGACCAUCUUAGGGAUCAACCGAGUAUACUGAAAGAACUGCAGGAGACAUUCCAUAUAGGGAUUCUGUGCGUGCAAAAGUGGCCCGAAGAGAGACCAAAGAUAUCGGAUGUGGUGAAAAGUUUGGAGGAAAUUCUUGCACUGAGGAAUGAGAAUUAAGGAGGACCAAAACCGGUUUUGAUAUACAAAAAUAUGCUGAAAGAUGCCGAUAUGUAAAACAAUGGUCACCCCCAAUACAAUUUGUGGCCGUUAACAUGGUUUUUGAAUCUUUUUAAUCGAAUGCAACAUCGGUGUUCUUUUGUCUGUCAUAAACAAACGCAGCAGCAUCUGCUGAAAAUUCAAGCACUUUAAAAAGCUAGACUGUUGAGAACAUUAACACAAGAUGUCUCAAAUAAUACAG